This is a messenger RNA of Sinocyclocheilus rhinocerous, 1319 nucleotides long. RefSeq names its product lysophosphatidic acid receptor 3-like. Lineage: Eukaryota; Metazoa; Chordata; Actinopteri; Cypriniformes; Cyprinidae. The record is from RefSeq and is a predicted model, not a curated record. Gene Ontology annotation, cellular component: membrane. Gene Ontology annotation, molecular function: lysophosphatidic acid receptor activity. The annotation marks the transcript as partial. The transcript has 3 exons. Gene Ontology annotation, biological process: G protein-coupled receptor signaling pathway.
UAAGAUAUUGAGGUGCCUAUACUUUCAUGACCCAAAUCUUCAUAUUUGAUGAUGUUCAAUGUUGUGGAUCCUCCUUUACCUCACACAAUUGAGUAAAAUUGCGUAACUUUACGAAAUAGACGCUGACAGAGAAAAAGCGCCUCAUAAACGCGUCAUUUGUCUAUGCAGUGACACAAUCUGGAAUUCGUUUAAACCUUAAACUAGUAAACUUUUUUUAUUUAAACACUUGAGGUCUUCGGCUCGUGCUGAGAUGAAACGCAAGUUUAGCGUUAUUUCCUUUUCGAAAAACUUCAUAGCGUUACGUUUUUAUUUACUUUUUACGAAAGCGGCAGCAUAUUUGCGGGCGGUGUGCGCUGACCACGCCCACACUGACAGUCUGACACGCCCACUCUCCUCCCUAAAACUCUCAAGAACAAACUUCUCUGCAGAAACUUCACUCAGAGUCGCCUUGCGUUUGUGGAGUCACGCCAGAUCUGCGCGAUACUUCGGACUACUCAUGGAGAGUGAACUGAGAACCUGACGGGUCUGAACACUGUGGUUUUUGUCCAAAGAUGGCCAGGUAUAACGUUUGCUACCAUGGUAAGCCCAUGGGCUUUUUCUACAACAACAGCAACAUAACCUCAGAUGAAUGGGACCAAACGCAGCUCAUCCUGGUUCAGGUCGCUGGAUCCAUCUGCUGUUGUUUCAUCCUAGUGGCCAACGCCAUGAUCAUCGCGGCGGUGGUGACAAACAGGAGGUUUCACUACCCCUUCUACUAUCUCCUCGCCAACCUCGCCGCCUCAGACUUUCUCGCCGGGAUCGCUUACGUGUAUCUCAUGUUCAAUACAGGGAAAAUAUCUCGCGAUCUCACCGUUCAAGGCUACUUCUUUCGGCAGGGUUUGCUGGACGCGAGUCUCUCCGCAUCCCUGACCAACCUCCUGGUGAUCGCCCUCGAGCGCUACAUCUCCAUCAUGAACUGGAAGGUUCACAGUAACCUCACCAAACGUCGGGUGACUCUGUUGAUUGCCCUUGUGUGGGGUAUUUCGAUAUUUAUGGGGGCCGUUCCUAGUUUGGGCUGGAACUGUAUCUGCAGUCUGGACCUGUGCUCCAAAUUGGCACCCAUCUUUAGCCGGAGCUACCUGAUCUUCUGGUCUCUGUCCAACCUGGUGCUCUUCCUCAUAAUGGUGGGCGUAUACUUGAGGAUAUACAUCUAUGUGAUGAGAAAGACUGUUGUCCUGAAGGAACACACUUCUGGAUCUAUUAAUCGAAAGAGGACGCCAGUCAAGCUCAUAAAAACUGUGAUGACCGUACUUGACCUGUGUGACCUUCUUUCUUCUUUG